CCUGACGAUGCAAUGGAAAUCGAUGCGGGUGUUAGAAGCGGUUAGAAGUUCGGAGAAGAGGAAUGUAUACUUGGUACAUUUUUAUUAAUUAUCAAUUUUUCAAUCUGUAAAUGAAUGUCAAGAAUUCUUCGUUCGACAAUGUUACACGAUUAGAUGCCGUAACUUGAGAUUGUAACUCAGGUUGUUCUUUCGUAGCGUAUUGCUAAUAAUCAUGAGUGACUCGAAGGAACACGAUAUGGAGAGGAUGGAAGUUAUGGAAUUGUCCCUGAAAGCAGCGAAAGAGAAUGAACUGAAGAGGCGAUCGGUAUCCGCAUGUAGUAACGAUUCCGAGAGGAACAAAAAGAGACGGAACUUAUGCAGCAAAGACAAAAGAAAGAAGUCGAAGCGACGAAGUAGUUCUAACAGCUCUAGUUCUUCCAGCGCUUCGAGUCCGGAGGCGAAUACACGUAGAGCUAGGAAUAACAGAAGCGAGGACGUGGAACAUAAAACUAGGAAGUAUGAGAAUGGUUAUGCCGAAUCUCAGAGGAGAGGUGAGAAGUACAGUAACGACUUCAGAUCGUACAAUAGAAGAUAUGGUAAUUUUUCCGAAAAUCAGAGAGGCCGUGGUCGCAUGGAUUCACGACACUCCAGACACGGUUAUGACAGAAGGGACGGGUAUAACAAUGUCCAUUACAAUAGACAUAACAGUGACAGAAGAGGGUAUCAUGGAGGUUACAAGAGAACACUUGGUUAUAGCCGAUCAAGGAUGCAUGAUUAUCAUAGGAAUACAAGCAAAGAUACAACUAGUCAGUCUGUGCGAGAGAAGAAGCAUAGGAAACAGUCGCAAACCACAUCGGAGAUGGAGAAGCGCGAGUCAGUUAAGGAUGAGGCGGCUCCUGUCGGACAUGGGAAGAGAAAGGCGGAAACACGAGACAAGAUUCAGUCCGGUCGCAGGAAGCCAAAGAAGAAGAGAUCAUCGUCAGCUUCUAGCGUUUCCAGCGUUAGCAGCAGCAGCAGCAGUGACAGUAGCACCAGCAGUAGUUCCAGCAGCAGCAGCAGUAGCAGCAGCAGCGAUACAGACAGUAGCAGCAGCAGCAGCAGCAGCAGCAGUAGUAGCAGCAGAAGCAGCAGCAGCUCGGAAGCCGAGAAGAAGCGGAAGAAGGGCUUGAAGAAGGCUAAAAGAUUGAAGAAGAAGGCCAUGCAGAAGCGGAAGAAGAAGAAACGGGUGAAGAAGAAAUUGAAGAAGAAACUGAAGAAAACCGCGUCCAAGAGGAAGAAACACAGCAAGAAGAGACCCAAGGAGAAGGCUGGUAAAGAGAACACGAACGAGAUUGCGCCCAAUAUAGCGGAGAAAGCGAAAGCCAUGGCGCCCAUGACGAAGGAGGAAUGGGAGAAAAGACAGAACAUCGUGCGGAAAGUUCUUGACAAAGAGACCGGAAGGUACAGAUUAAUCAAAGGCGACGGGGAAGUUCUUGAAGAGAUAGUGAGCCGUGAUCGCCACAAGGAAAUCAACAGACAAGCGACCAAAGGUGACGGCGAAUACUUUCAAGCACGCUUAAAAAUGAAUGCCGUAUAACAUAUUUUUUUAUGUAACGAAAUUUAAUUAGGAAAAACUAUACGAGUACCUAUAUUAUCAUUGUGUUAAUAUCUGAUGUCAUCGUAUGUUUUUGUCUCGUUUCGGAUGCAUUUAUCUGACACAGCACAUGUAUGUACGGUCAGUCACAAGAGGGUUGCAACGCUUUUUUUUUUUUUGGGGGGGGGGGG
Messenger RNA from Dinoponera quadriceps, 1743 nucleotides. RefSeq lists its product as uncharacterized. The record is from RefSeq and is a predicted model, not a curated record. Lineage: Eukaryota; Metazoa; Arthropoda; Insecta; Hymenoptera; Formicidae. Bases 212 to 1555 code for a protein of 447 amino acids. The transcript is spliced from 3 exons.